This is a messenger RNA of Microcebus murinus (gray mouse lemur), 2350 nucleotides long. The record is from RefSeq and is a predicted model, not a curated record. Lineage: Eukaryota; Metazoa; Chordata; Mammalia; Primates; Cheirogaleidae.
GCCCAGCCUCGGCGGAUUUCCACCAACCACAAGCCGCCCAGCAGAGUCCCUAGCGCUCCGGGCUCCGGGAGAGGCUGAGCUGAUUCGGCAGGAGGCGGGGAUUGCGGAAAAGACGAGCCAAUAAGAGCAAAGGCUCCCCGCCCCUCCGCCUUGACGGACUGCCAUGUUCGGACCAAUGGGGGAUUUCUCAUUUCGAAGAAAGCGGGGCUUGUUUGCCAGCGUAGUUUCCACUGUACCCCGCACGGGGUGGCUGUGGCUUCGGCUAUGAGUUCCCAGAAAGGCAACGUGGCUCGUUCCAGGCCUCAGAAGCACCAGAAUACGUUUAGCUUCAAAAAUGACAAGUUUGAUAAGAGUAUUCAGACCAAGAAAAUUAACGCAAAACUUCAUGAUGGUGUAUGUCAGCGCUGUAAAGAAGUUCUUGAAUGGCGUGUAAAAUACAGCAAAUACAAACCAUUAUCAAAACCUAAAAAAUGUGUUAAAUGUUUACAAAAGACAGUGAAAGAUUCCUAUCACAUAAUGUGCAGACCAUGUGCCUGUGAACUUGAAGUUUGCGCAAAAUGUGGAAAGAAAGAAGACAUUGUUAUUCCGUUUAAUGAAGAACCAGAUAAAACAGAAAAUGUUGGAAAUAAUCAAAGUUCCAACCAUAGAAGAAGCUGCAGAAGAAAUGAAGAAAGUGAUGAUGAUUUAGAUUUUGAUAUUGAUUUAGAGGACACAGAAGAUAUCAAGUGAAUUAAUAUCACUACAUUAAAAGUCAGUUGUGGAAUUCUGACCAACUCUUGACUUUGGGUAUUUCACAAGUACUGUGAAAUCCUAAUGAUACAAUCAGAAAAAGCUAUAAAAAAUAGGCAAAAUUUAUACAUAAAUAAUAUAAAUUGUAUGUCAUAUUUGAAUAAUCAUAAGACUUUCAGCCAGAGUUUUCUUAUAGCAAGUUUUUAAGUUGAGUAUGCUAGAAUAUCACAGUUCAUGGGAAUUAUUUAGAAGAAUGUAUCACCUAAUAACAAACUAAGCAAGAUUCAGAAUUGAUGCUUAUAUAAGAACUAUCUCAUGUAAAAAUAAGAUGACAUUAUUAUAUUACCAGCCUCAAAAAUUGGUCCUCCGGAAGUACCUUUUGAUAGAGUAUUCUCAAGUAAACAACUCACAUAGCAAAAGCCUCUUACAUUUGCUUGUUACAAAGCAGAAGCAUUUUAUUUUUUAUAAUAAUGUCUAAAAAGUAUAUAGCAAUUUUUCUUUAAAAGUAUUUUUGUAUAUCAUAUUACAUUGUUUUUAAUCUUUUUUGUAAACUAUGCAUACAGAAAAACUGCAUAGAAUGUAUAUGUAUAGUUUAAUAAAUAAUCAUAAAGGAAAAUGUGUUCAUUUAUACCAAGGUGCAGAAACUGCUGGCACCAGAAAUCCCCCCAAGGCUCUCUCUCAGCAAAAGUUCUUCCCAGAGUUGUCACUCUUCUGAAUUUUGAUAAUUGUUUUCUUUAUUUUUUUACCACCUCUGUUUGUAUUCCUAAAUAAUAUAAAUUAGCUUUGUCUGAUUUUGGAGCCCUUUCCUACGUUUUUAUUUUGAGAAAUCUCAAACUUAUAGAAAAGUAGCAAAAUAAUUUAGUGAACCUUUCCAUACUGUUCAUCUAGAUUUUCAGUUGUUAACAUUUUACCACGUUUUCUUUAUAUCUCAAUAGAUGGAUAUACAUGUAUAUUUUAUUUGCUGAAUCAUUGGAAAAUAAGUGACAAGCCCUGGUUUUAAACUCUGUAUGAACAAAUUUAUACUAUAUAUACUAUUUUGUGUCUCCUUUUUUCAUUGUUAUAAAAUUUGUGGGAUUGAUCCAUGUUGCAAGAGCUGUAAUUUGUUCAUUUUACAUUACUGUAUAUAACUGUGAGUUAUUCCAUGCAUUUACCUACCAUAGUUUAUUUUUUCUAAUGUUGAGAGACAUUUGAGUUAUCUCAAAUUUUUCUUGUUGAAAACAAUACUGGUAUGAACAUUGUUAUAUGUGCCUCUUGGUAUGCAUGCGUGUAUUUCUGUGAGAUAUAUUGCAGUGGUAAAGGGAAUCGGGUAUAUGUAUCUUCAGUUUUACUAUAUAUUAAUAAUAUGCAGCUAUUUUUCCGGAGAUCCUUUUUCCUUUCCUCAUAGCAAUGUUUUAUUUUUAUUUUUAUUUUUUUUUUUAGUUGCCAAGACAGAUGAAAUAUAGCAAUGUUUUAGAGUUUCAGUGCUCUGCUUUCUUUCUAACGCUUCAUUGGUAUCAGACUCUAAGAUUCCUGCCAAUGUGGUACGUGUGCAACAGUAUCUCUUUAGUCUUAUUAAUUUAUAUUUCUCUAAUUACUAAUAGGCUUAAGCCCCUUUUUAUGUUUAUUGAGUAUUUGAUUUGUG